GACUUGCAAAUUAGCAAUAAACCGAAAUUAUACGAAGUCAUGGCGAACGCGACCAUAUCCCUACCGGCGACCUGAUUAUACACCAAAAUACGAUCACGAUUCGUCAAGAAGAGCGAUGUUUACCUAACCUUUAUUUUGCUUUAGUCCUAGGCCAAACAUUAAAUGAGACUAGCUGACAUAACGCGGGAAGAAGAGUACAAAAGAAAGUGAGGGAUUUGUUUAGUCAGUCGAACUGUGCUGUUUGGAGAGGACGAAACUACGACCAGUCAUUCUAUAAAAUAUUCAGUGCUAGGAAAUAGACAGAGCCUCGAGAAUUCUAAUAAGAUCGUUAACAGAAGUAGAUCCAUUUACCGUCGUUUCAGACUUGGUCAUCAGAUAGCGGACUGGGGAGGGGAGUAGAGGACUACAGGGGCAUCCAUUGGUUUGUCGCAGUUGACGAAAGAGCCCAAAAGGCUUAGCUGGGUAAGACUAUUAUUGAAUCACCUAAUAUUAUGUUUAUAAAUUACAUAAAUAUUCUCUCGCUGCUUUAAUCGAGGGAAACCAGUGGUACUUCUUAAAACAGGGUUUGUUUUUCGGCCAUGUUUUGUUGUUUAGUGAGAGGAAAAAGCAUUUAAUUUUUCGUCGUGAAAAGUAUGCUUAAUUUCUUUCUUUCACUGUAAUAUGCAAGAGAUAAGGUUGCAUAUGGCAUCAUCACUGUUUACCGUACGUUAUGAAGGAAUACUCUAUCGAUGUCAUCAGGGCAUUUUCAUUAAAAUAAAUCUUUGUUCGCAAGAGCAAAAAUCUGCUGAAGCUAGCGACGAAAUUCGCAUUAACCCUAAACAUUCUUCAAGCAUUCGUCAGCGUUCGCAAAUCAUUAUUGUGUGCUUUCAGUAGUUAAACUUUUCAGUUAGCCUAUCACUUUUUUAGCUGAAACAUUCAUCUUAGCUCUAUAUUGACAAAUAGGUUGUUAUUAUUAUCAGUUUGUCGGCGAAAGGAAGAAGCUCGAAUUCUAAACCAAUCUUCCGAUGCUUGAAGCAGUUUACCUCUAUCGAAAUCACUGCAAAAACUUUAAUGGAAAAAUUCGGGUAACUUUCAGUUAAACUCUGUUAUUAUCGCGUGAAUAUUUUUGUCAGUAUCAACACACGAUACUCUAUCAGUGUUUUCCUAAUGCCUUUUUUAUCCAGAAAUCUUCGUAGGCGUUUGUUCCAUUGUGAGCGUCGGAUUCGGGAAAGCCUACACACCAUAGAGUUCAAAAUGUUCUAACCAAAAGAGAUAUUGAAUUUUUCAGAAGGACAAAGUUGAAACGUACUUUACAAGCCGAUCAUAAAUUUUUUUGUCAUCCUUUCAGGCAAUCGUAUCUAAGGGCCUCUAAGCAUCGUGUCUAUGUUCAAUGCAGUCUCUGAUAGAAUAAAAAGUUUAACAGUGUUAGAAUGAAGUGGUAUAUCUUCUCCAAAAGAAUUAAAUUACCAUUCUAAGAUGCGAAAGUUGAAUAAAAAGUUUAACAGUGUUAGAAUGAAGUGGUGUAUCUUCUCCAAAAGAAUUAAAUUACCAUUCUAAGAUGCGAAAGUUCUUGAAAACGAAUGGGGUUUCAUAUUUCUCAAUUUGGGGGCACAAUUGUGUUUUGUUAAUCGUUCGUAGCCCUCGAAAAAGGCAUGCUCUCAACCAUCUCUCUUUAGAGAAGGUUCAAAUGAACUUUAUCCAGACAUUUAACAGCUAUUUUACCAGAAGAACGUAAUAGAAAUUGUACUUGUUGAAAAGCCCGGACACUUGAAGCUGAAAUACAACGUUGUUUUCUUCGAAAAUCCAUAUCAGAAGACAAUUUGUGAAUAAUAUAGCUAACACCCCCACGCUGGAUGGUACAAAAUUGCAACUAUUCGUUUAAAGACCUGUGUACCCCACUUUUUAUAUGUUGCCAUCAUUCUUCUAACUUCUAAAAGUCAUUCCGAGCAUUCACAACGCAGUCAAUCAAACAAGGCUAAUUACACAUCAGGUAAACAACUAGCUGUUUACAACAAGCCAGCAAGCUGUUUACCGACUCAAAGCCCUGUUUAUUGAAGUCAAACCUUACUGUUUACUUCUACACCACAGGACAAUGUUGUGUGUUUUUGAGCAAUAACAAUCACAUAUAGGCUAGUUGCUAUACAUCUUUCCUGAAAAAGGUUCAUGUCGUUAAAUAGCAGUAGCGGCAAAUGAAGUCAAGGAGCUUAAGCCCCCCCCCCCUCAAGUUUAAAGUUACCCCCUUUAUCAACAUCUAAUAUUUCUCGCCUUCCUUAAUAACGUCGGCAUGGUCUUCUGAUUAACUUUUGAUUUUCUUACUUGGCAAAUAGUUUAAACAUUCUACGACCAGCAAUUUCGGAGUACAUUUUCUUUGAGGAAUUUUUUUCCUUUAAAUAACACACUUUAUAGAUGCUUCCAAUUUUACUAUUUUAUAAUUUUGUGCCGUUGGCAGGGCUCACGCCACCAUCUCACUUUUCUGCGAAACAAGUAGUUUUAAAACUGCAGUAAAAGAAGAAAGAAGCCUUGGUCCUCUACUUUUGCUAGCCUUGCCCCCACCCACUUUCAAAUGGUGUGGGCCCUGAGUUGGUACUUCCUCGUUAGAAGUUAUGUGAACAUCACCAGCUUAAAGUUUUGCCUCUGACAAUGCAAAAAACUAAGGAUUUUCAGAGGACGGCCGUUUGGUAGGGUCUUAGAGGGUCUUUCAGACGACGAAGACGGUGCUUUGACGUAGGAAUUUUUAUUUCAUCGGAUUAUCUUCACACAACCUUCUAUAUCCUAGGCACAUUUUUUAAAGAAACAAAAAUUGACUUUGAAUUCUUCAAUUUCUUAACGUAGAAGGGCAUUUUAAAUACUUGCCGUUUAUUUAGCUUGAUGAUAUUUUCUUUUUUGCUUCCUUUAAAGUUGUCUGUUAACAGUUUGUGGAUUUUUCGAAUACGUUUUGUUAUUUGUGUCCUAAGUGUCCUGAAUUUUAAGCCAACUUUCAACUUUUUAAAAAAUGAAACUCUUUUUUCUUCGAGUUUCUUCGAAUGUUUUGCUUCGAGCCCUGAUGAUUCUUAUUGUCUCUCGGAGCGGCCAGUACUCCUUUUUUAUAAAGCAAUUUUCAUCAUGUAGAAGCAUGAGUUUAGAGACAGAAUGACUUUUACACUUCUUUACUAAUCAUAAGACAAAAUACGCAAUAAUAAUACGUCAUAUCUUUUAGCAACGCCGUAACUUGCACAUGUAUGAAAAAUACCGCUUAAAAAAGAGGGUCUUAUAAAAGUUUUAGUUGAUGAGAAUUAUAGUUAAGGAAUAACAGAUUAGCUGAGUGCAAAACCUUUCACGAGAACGAACAUUCCUAUUAAAUCCUUAAAGAAAUAGUAGGCUUCAAAAUCAUGUUCUGUUAUGGGUUCGCUCAGACAUGCAUAGAGACUUGCUUCUGGGAACAAAAAGCUUUUAUCCCACCCAAGGCCCUUGGGAUAAGCGCGAUCUUUAAGGAAUGUCGGGCAGCAGCUUAAACUUCUUAGGACAAACUUUAUUUUUAAAUGCGGGACCAUAACAGUAUUUCAAAUCCGUAAAGAGAGCACUUUGGUUUAGCCGUGCCACAAGAAUCGGCUUAACUGUUCUCUUAAACUGAGAACAGUUUUUAAUGAGUUUCUUUGAUCUUUCAAAAUUUAAGCAGAUGUAAGCAUUAGCGUAAUUAGCUCUUAGUAACGAGAGAAAAAUUUAGAUGAAACAUGAAUAUGGUGCCAGUAGAGUCAGGGAACGCGGAAGCGGGGAGGGGCGAUAAGGGGCUUUAGCCCCCCUAAAAAUUUCCAAAAUGUACUUCAAACCCUACAAAAAACACCUUGCUCUUGUUUUAGCAUGUAUAUCCCCCAAACAAAUGUUUAGCCCCCUCAGUUUGUAAUAUGCUUCGCGGUCCUGGAGUAGAGUCAGUUGUGUUCGAAUCAUUUCUGCAAUUCGCUCUUACAAACAGCCUAUGUGAUUUCCACGAAAACAAUAGGAUUUCCAUUGAUUUUAAGGUAAAAGAAUAGGAUUUCCAGCAAUGGUGUACGAAAUUUUCAUGGAUUGAUUUGCCUCUUGCGUUAGCCUAUACAUGUUCGUAAUCCAUCAAGGAUCUUCGCCCACUUCCUUUUUCGACUAAUUUCGUAACUCGGUAAUUCUUUAAAUACAUUCCCGAUUAUAGGUGGGGGCGUACGCAUGCUAAAAUUGGCAAAUGCUUGCUAAAAAUUUGCCAGCGUUCUUCCUGGGUGUUCUGUUUCACAAUCUAGCAACAAAUCCGCUUACAAAGUCCAAUGAGUGACUCGAUAAUUGUAUUCCUUGAUAAUUUUAUCAGAAAGAGAGAGGUAUUUCAUUUUAACUUGUUUGUUGCCGAUGAAUUUUGCAUUCUCGUACCAUCUAUUAUAUAAAUGCCAUAACGGCAUCAUUUUUCAAAACACAUAACUAACUGACUAAUACACGCGGUAACCAUUUUGGGGUCUCGGUCAAAAAUAUAAUGACCAAUUCAAAUUCUAUUAACACCUCUGUGUGAUAUUCAAAGUUUGUCACUAAACACGGUCUGACUUUUUGUCUUCUUUGCAACUGUUUGUCACUAAAAACGGUCUAACUUUUUGUCUUCUUUGCAACUGUUUGUCACUAAACACGGUCUAACUUUUUGUCUACUUUGCAACUGUUUGUCACUAAAAACGGUCUAACUUUUUGUCUACUUUGCAACUGUUUGUCACUAAACACGGUCUAACUUUUUGUCUACUUUGCAACUGUUUGUCACUAAACACGGUCUAACUUUUUGUCUUCUUUGCAACUGUUUGUCUUCUUUCUUUAUAAACUCCUGGCCUAUCCUCAAGGCUCAUCCAGAUCCCCCUGGACUAGAAGUAUCAAUAAAUGAUGCCAGAAGUUUUCCCAAGGGGAGCAAAGUAUGCUUAAUAUUUCCUGCACUACCUGCUGAAUUUCUGAAUAUAAAAAUGCUAAUCAUUUUUUGUGAAUAUCGAUUCAUUAACCAAAAUCGGUUUGAGACAACUGUUUCGUAUGGAGAAUAAGGUUCAGACAGUGGCCAAUGAACUAGAUGGCAGCAUGUUCCAGGUCUUAGCCAAAUAAUCGUAAGAACCAUCAUAUUACACAGCAAACUUCGAAAGAGCUAACAUGACCUAUAGUCGCAUUCACUUACAAUUCAAGUACAUAAUGACGAAAAAGAGCAUGUGACAGCUUGCAUUAUCAAAGAGAGCAAACACGUUUAACAAAUUUACACAGUUGGGAAACGGAAAGUGAAUGGAUGUAUCAUAUAUGUAUAAAUUACAACCAUGGACUUUUUGGAGUCUUUUUCAAAAGUAGACUAUACCUAGAAAUAGAUCGAUUUUUGUUUUUUCAGUGUAAUCAGAGACAGCAAAUUACUGUGACUGUUUAUGUGGCUCUUUCUAAUAACAGGCUCAACCUUUUCUGUUCUUUGAAUAAUGUCGGUGAUUGGUUUUGGUCAGUGUUGCCGGGAAAUUUUCCAUGUUUCUAGUGAUAAUAUUUUCAGUGAUAACGAGUUUCAAAAUCUGUGAGAAAUAAUUGAUUGGCACCGCCAUUUUUUUUACUUCCACUGCAAUCCCAAUAUUUGACAGAAAGUUGGUCUCCUUGCCCGCUCUCCCAUAAGAAUUCCAUCGUCGUGACCUCCCGGUUAAAGUACCAUUUAGCUUUUACACAUACAUUGGUGUAUCUUUUGUGUAUAUAAGAUGAGUGUGUAUUUCUGGAGGUAGAAUAUGCAGCGGAGUCUUUUACUGAUGAAAAUAAUCCCUAGUUCUUCUUUUAUUUUGAUGUGAAAAUAUCGUGUUAGAAUUGGGCCUAGGGUCAAUUCUCUCAUGGGAAAAUUGCAGUUCUUUCUUCUAUGGAAAACGUGUUUUGAGGGAUAGGCCCAUACCUGUUAAUGCUGCAAGAUCACUUCUUUUCUUUCAUCACAUGAUGUAUGUUGUUAUAAUUUCAUGCAAGGUGGCCGAUUACUCACAAUGCAGUGGAUAACCCCAAGUCGUUCAUCAUGAUUUUUAAUCUGUUGCUUUUUCCUUGUCUAAAUAUUAGCUUAAUCUGAUAGAUCGUAUUCUAAACUCAGCCGAUCAAAAUGUUAUAAUGACACAAUUCGUUUGCUUUGUGAAAGUAAAAGAUUACCGCUCUGUAGAUAAAUCGUAGUAUAUGAACUUUGUCUCGAUUACAAUUCACCCAAUAAUUUCAAAUUAAGUAGGGUCAGUAGAUUACAAGACAUAGUUACUCAGCUACAUUAUCACAAGUGUGAGAAUUUAGAUAUGAUGGUUUAGUGGUUGAUUGUGAGAAUAAAGUAGCAAACUUUCCUUGAAAUGGUGAACAGUUUCAAGCACUUCAAUGCAGUUUUGGACCUUUAUACCUUUUCAGAAACGGUGCUAACGAAGGUGCACCUUUUUCUUAGUUUUCGGGUAGCAUUUUUUUCCUUAAUGUAUGGUUUCAAAAACACAUUGAUACGAUCAAAAACGACGAAAGUUAGUAAAUUCAAUUGAAACAUAAUGACUUUGUCGCAGAAACGACACAUAAUAUGAUUUUGUACCAGAACGAAAAGUAUUGGCUGAAUUAGAUAAAAAACGGGUAAACGGGUAAUCAGCAUAGCGGGUGAACAAACAAAGAACCGGUUCAUAAAAUACCAGAAAUGAGCAAUAGUGAGUUGGUCUCAAUUCACUUCUUGAAAUAGCUCAUAGUAAGGCGUUUUCAAGUGCCUGCACUUUGGUGCAAGUGCCCUCGAUAUCGCUCGCGCACAUGGUUCAAUGCAUGGCCACAUGGUGGCAGAUUCUUUCUCGGCCCAGUAUCUUUGGUUCCUCGUAUAGUGAGUAAAUAUAAUUAACACAUGAUAUCCAGUGGUUGCAGAAAUCAAAACAUUGAAUUUAUGAAGACUUUCUCUGGAAUGUCUUCUUACUUUUAAGUGGCCAAAGCUGUCUCAGAAUCAGUUUUUGUUGCUAAGCACCUGCCCUACUUGGAUUACCAGUGCACCGAGGAAACUGACAACAGAAUAAACCCUUAUAGGCGAGUUCGGAAGAGCUGUACUGUGGUCAUUUGCUACAUAAAUGUUAGGUUUAAACAUUAUCAACAAGAUCUGUGGGGAUAGUUUAUAAAAACCAUAUAGAGCCUUUACUGGAUUUAGUUGAUCCGCGAUCAAACUAUUCAAGAGUCACAUAACAUAAACAGGGGAAUUAAAGCACUGUUCAUUAGACGCGGCUUAACAAGAGGUGGGGCGAUUCCAACGCUAGCGGCUUGAUAUCCUACCAUAGCUCUUACAUGCAAUUUAAUACUAACUCUCUCUAAAAGUCAUGGUUGGAUUACUUGUAAUAGUAAGGAGCACAAUCAGUGAGGCACCAUCUGAAUGGUUUUGCUUUGAGAAAUCCGUUUUGCUUUCGAAGGGGAAAAUUAGGUGCCUCUGGCCGUGUGCUCUCGAUACGUGCCCAUAAGUUUCACAUCAGCAGAGAUUCGGGUUCAUCGGGGUUCAUCACCACUUUCAACUCUAAAUUGAUGACCUGUGCACAAAUUCAUAAGCAAUUGCCCCAAUUUGUUUUCUUUUUUCAUAUCAGUGCGUUUUAAUGAUCGAAAUGGCGUGGAAAAUGUCCCUAAUGGUUUUGUUCCUUAUUUAUAAACGUUGUAAAUUGUUGAUUUUAUCCAAAGUCUUAUUUCGAAAGUUUUUCGUAGGAAAUCCUUAUGCACUUGAAGAACUCUGAUAGAUGUUCUGUUUUGAGCAUAGAAAUGCAAUUUCAAAAGGCACUUUUCAGUGACUUGAAAUGCAAACAUGCUUACUUACUUACAAAUACGCAGGAAUGUACCUUUCCGAGAUAAAACAAUAAAACUUUUUGAAAAUACAAACGACAGUCGCAGUCGUGUCCGUUCAGGCAAGAAUUCAAAGUCGCGGCAGUCGGAAUUAUGAAUGAUACUGCGAGUAAAUAUGUGUUUUCGGUAGAACUUUAAAGGUAACCAACGUUUUACAGAUAACUUAGCAGCUAGGCCAAACUUAGUUUUCGGUUCCUCUGAACUGGUUCUGAUUAUCCAGCUAGCUGCAAUAUCGGAGCCAUAUUUCUAUGAUCGGAGCCCAGGCACAUUCAUGAAACUUACAAAGUUUGAUUAUCUUCCUGAUUAUCUAAAAUAUGACGUGUUGGUAAUAGGCAGUUAAUGGGCAAGUUUAUCAUUAUAGAUAAUCGAUACAACCCCCAAUAAGUUCCAAACUGUAUUAAAUUUAUUAUAAAUUAGAGUGCUGAGGGGGUAUUAAAUAAAUGGACAUCAAUGAGUGCUUCAUUAUGUUGAAAAUGUGUGAAAAUUAUCUGCAUUGAGACAGGUUUUGAAUUCUUUUGUUGGUUUGUCGAGUUGAAAAGCAUUUUACCCUCUUCUGCCCCCCCCCUCACUACAACUGCAAAGCUGCGUUCGAUUUACUUCAUAACACUGUUACAGAGUAAUGAAUAGGAAGCAACUAAAUAAACAGCCCUCCCCCCCCCUACGUCCUCCUUCCCAUAUUAACAUAUACAAAAAUAUAAAGACAUGCUUUGACUUAUAUGUCAGAAAGGGAAUCAAGUGUACAUUCAUAGAACGUACAAUUGUUGCAAUCUAUCUCUCUAAUAAUCUGAUAAAGAAAUUUAUCCCUUGUUCGUGUUAGACUCAUUUUUUAUAAGAAACAAGGUCGAUGUUGAGUACUCCAGUUUCUUAAUGUUCUGGAAAUUUCAAUAUGCAAUUGUUUCUUAAGAGUUUCUUAAUUAUGAUGUUAUGAAAUGUUCGUGACCUUUUUUAUCACGUCAAGAGAUUUUCUUCCGUUCUGAUGCUGUAUUUAGAUGCUGGAAGUAUAUUUUUAUCCCUUGUGUCUUAAAUUCUAGGCCAACAGGGCAAUCUUUACAAAAUUUCGUUGUUCUCAGUUCUAUCACGACUUAGUAGUUUCUUAAUUUUUUGCUUCGACUACUGGAGUUUCUUAAUUUUUUCUGACUUUCCAGUACUCGUUUCUUAUAACCAGUUUCUUAUAAAGCGUAUCUUACUUUGCCUUGUUAGUGAGAGUCUAGACUCAGAAAUCAAAGAAGCCUUGCAAAUUUUGUACUUAAGACAUUGCACCAAUGCUAGCAGUUUCUUGAAAAUCUUCGUCUCUAGUAGAUCAUGUUUCCCUGAAACAUACCAGUGGGUUGGACAAAUGGUAUAAGGGGGCUGGAAUUCGUUAGUCACGAACGAGUCUUAUGAAGUUUGUGAGGAUGUGGUCACUAGCUGCUUUACCACACAAAAAGUUAAUUCACCCAUCUCGAGGUCAUAAUGCAAGGAUUUCUUUCACAACUAAAUACGUAACUUCCAUUUUUUAAAGUUUGAACAUCUAAAGGUAAGGAAAAUAGCUCACAAAUACAGAGUAAAAGAAAGAUUUCAAGAAACAAGUAAGGAAACUCGUUGUAAAGAUUGCCUAUACAAAUAAAGGUAAAAUCACUAAAAUUCUUUGAAAACGAUUGUAAACACACAACCUUUUGCAAGUUUGUAACUACAGGCUUUUCAGCUAGGCUUUCUUUGGAAGUCUUGAAGAUAUCAUUGGGUAAAUACCCUUGUCUUUUUCUCAUGUAAUGUGUAGUAUAUAAGGGUUGAAAAUGUUUCAUGCUAUCGUAUGCAUUUAGUUAUCUUUAGUUAUCUAAUUAGCUAUCUUGCCAGAAAGCUGUUUCUUUAAAGAAGGAGAAUUGGUAUCACAGUCUCUUAACCAUUUGUCAAUUAUGAAUUAAAAGCUUUCGUUUCAUCCCAGUCAAGUAACUAAAAUUUACCUUGAGAUUCGGGACUGGAGACGUUACCAGGACAAGGAGAGAGUCCAGGGGAAGACCCCGUAAAAAACUAAGACUUAGUCUGCUACUUGGUCUGUCAGAUUCCAGUGGAAAGUGAACAACGCUGGUUAUCACAAAAUAAAACUUUCUUUGCUAUCUGUUAUUAUAAAGAUUUACACAUAAACAAGCUUUGAAAAAGUUGCUUUUACUGUAAUCAGAAGAUAAAUCAUAUCGGCAUUAUCACAAAAUAAAAGCAGAAUUCAUAAGUAACCGCAGUAUUGAAAUGAUAAACAGCCACCAAAACUUUAUUCGAUCAGCACUGAGUAUUGUGUACUGCACAAGGCCUAAAUUUUUCUUCGGCUGUUAGCAGCAAUUCAACAUGUGUUUAUAGAAGCGCCUAGUUGAAAAGAGACGGCUGCAGUCAAUUUUAUGAAAGAAAACAUGAGGAGAUUAUGUGCUCGUUACGAAUUGCCUUCAAAAACCUUGGCCAUGGGUAUACAUGGAUUUAGCGAUAAAUAAACCACAUGUGAUUCGCAAACACAACCAGCGAAAAACUCGUUUUCAGUUUAUUGCAUAUUUGCUAUUGCCGACUUUGUUUACUUUUCCUAAUGCCAGCUUAUUAAAAGCAAGCUUCAUAUAUGUGCAUGAUUUCAUCGAUCGUCUCUUGUUAUUGGACAACAACGUAAACGCGAAAUCAACCCUAUCCAGUCACGACUCCCAACAUUCGACUACCUUUUGAUGGCGCGUCAUUGUGGACAGACUUCUUAAGGUAUCUUCUAUCCCUAAGUGUUUCUGUUUCAGUUCUGGAGAACAUUAUGUUAGGGUGCAUUUCGUGUAGUUAAAGUUGACAAUCAUUUACAGUUGGUAGAAGCCUUUGACGUAAGAAAAUCUAUGAAACAGACUAUCGCGAAGAUUCAUUAGAGGUUUGAAAUAUCGGUAAAAGACAAGGGCGGCGAAGAAGAUAGGGUGCUCUUUUGAUGGAUCUUGUGACAAGGAGCCAACCGAUUGAUGCCUUCCAAAAAGAGACAAUGCAUCAGAACCUACUCCCAGGAGAUCAACUGCUCACGUUUGCACAGCAAGUCUCGUUUCCAAAUUGGAAUGCAAUGGUUGGAGAUUUAGGACUAAAGUUUGCACGACGAAAUAGCUUGGAAAAGGAAGAUGAAAAUGAGAAAAAAGUUCCCAAUUGCGCUUUUCAAAAUGAUGUUGGGGACCGAAAUGAUAAUGAACGUAACGUAAUUGACAAAGAUAUAACUCAACGGUUCAAAAUUGUUUAUGGUGAAAGCCAAGACUGCGAGGUAUCUUCUCAGCCUGAAGAAAAACAAGUGACAAAAAUUCAUAUCAGUUCAGUUUCAAUCGUGCUUCGAAAUGGCCAAGAAAGAAAGCCAGCAAGUCAGAGAGUGGUUGAGAGUAAAGUUCUUGAAAGAGACGCCAAACGAGAAAAUGAAAAAUUUAGAAUCGAAAAGGAAAACUUACAGACUGAUAGGAUGGAGGAAGUAAAGGAUAGCUGGGAAAAGGUAGAUGAACCUAAAAUGGCAAAAGAAAACAAAUCUAGUAGCCCGGUAGAUAAAGAUACUGAAGAAAUAAACAGAAAGAACGUUCUUAAAAGGUUAAAGAUCUUGGAGAAAACAUUGAAUUGCGUCGAAGAAGUAAACAACAGCAGAGAGGUGAAACGAGCAAUCGACACAGAACAACAAACAGUAGAGGAAGAUAGAUUCUCUUCAAAAAAAUUCGGUGAAGAUCUUAUGUCUAUCAAUAGAAUGCGGCAAAGGUUGGUGAAGCGGUCCAGUGGACUUGACGCAACGCAGCUAACUCCAGAGUAUACUCCAAAAGAAGAAAAAGAAAAUGGUUGUGACAAAACUCACCACAAGAACCGUAUUCGUAAAAAAUCCAGUUCUUUUAGCGGAGCACUGCCUCUUCACGUAGACAAAGAGAGUCAAGAGGUUGGCACGCCCAAUCUGGUUGAACGACACAAUUUAGCGCAGCGAAGGCGAGGAACUGUAGAUAUGGGGAGGGUUGAAGUCCACAAGCAUGGGUCGUCAGUGAAAGAAAAGAGACACAGACAUCAUGAUAAAAAGGUAGAUCCCAGCCAUUACUUGAUGACCAAUGGCAAGAGAAGGGGUAGUUAUAACCCUACGUACAACCAGUGUAAUCCGGCAGUCAAUAAUGGAAAAAGGAAUAACUCGCGCGCAAAAUCUUUAUUUGUUUGCCAAGUCGACGAGAGAGCUGCCUUAAGAGACAGGCUAAUGAAACAUGCCUGUCCUGAAUUACGAGAGUCGCUUGAACGAGACGAUGAAGAAAGUGAUAACAACCAUAUCGGGAAAAGCUCUACAAGUGACUCUAACGCACAUAAUUGCAUCCAGAAACCCCGUGAUAAGAAAAACCAUGAAGAGGACGAAAAUCACCAUCGGAUAAUGGCAAGAAAAGCAGCAAUCAUCCCCAGUUCUCCAAAGAAAAUCGAAAAUGAUCGACCCAUGUUUACGAACUUUCAUGAUAAUGACCAUCGAAAAUUAGGAAAGCCAAAAGGUCUGUUCAACAAUGGACAGAGACGGCAAUUUAUGAGGAGUCAAUCAAAUUUCGAAGGACUACCGUCUAUGUAUCUUAAGAAACUGCACGAAAAAACCGUAAUGAUCGAACAUGAACGAAUUUCGCGCUCAGAAUCCGACUCCAUAUCUUCAGCCUCGUCAUCAGAAGGAGGGGAUCCAACGGAUCAAUUUCCGCUGCAUAAUGCGGCCAGAAGUGGGAAAGUUAAAUUAUUGCAUAAAUGCAUAGCCGAUGGAAUGAAUGUGAAUGCAACGGAUGCUGAAGGGUGGCCUCCUGUUCAUUAUGCUUUAACAUCAGGACAUUUCGACUGCGUUGCAACACUGUUACAGGCAGGAGCAAACAUAUCGGACUAUACCAAAGGAAGAACCUCAAAAUAUUUCAGAUAGUUUCCUUAAAAUUAAUAAGGGCAUAAUUAAUGAUAGCUGGUUUUGAACAAGAAGGGUAGAAAUUUCUAGGUCAAUUUUCUCUCGAGACCUGGUUUUACCUUAUAUGAGUUAUACUGUAAAUUAAUUGUUUCGAUGAAGUAUAAGUCAAGAACUAUGACCAGUUAUGCAGAAAUGUAUAUGAUUUCCGUUUUUUCCUAGAGAAAGAUAAAUCUGGUUUUAUAACAGAAGUCCUAAAGCUAUUUACCAUAGAAAGAGCGCAAUCUAAGAUAAAACGUAUAAUAGUAAUACUUAGAUAAUACCUUUGCAGUUUGAACGUCAUUGCAGAAGAAUAUUUAGCUUUCAGUUUCUCGUCCUUCUUACUCUCUGGAUUUUUUAGGGAAGGUUAGAAGUUUUUAGGAAUGCGAUUGUUAAGCAACAAAACCACUAAUAAAGAUUUAUCAUGACCCUGCUACCUCAUGAUAUGGUAUCAAGAGUUAGAAUAAGCGCAUGUAAAUAUAAAUAGAUGUGGGCCAUUCUUCGCCUAAUUGAGUGUAUAUGCAAGCAAACCAUUAUAACCAAAACAGUUGCCUUCAGCUUUGCAUUCUUCGUUCUUUGUAGCUGAUGUGAAUACAUUAGCUUAAGAAAUCGAGCAUUCGCUCUACACGACCUCCCCUUCUACAAAGAACCCCCUUUUUAUUGAUCAUAGAGAAAUUAUCAACUCCCAGGGGUGCAGUGCUAGGAGAGCUCAGGGGCUGAGCCUCCCUUGUGAAUGCCGAAAAGUAGCCAAUUUUUACUUUUGCUAUUCUUCUUCGCAGCGUUUUGCACAAGAGCCCCCCUUGUUACUUUGAUAGCACUACACCCCUGUCAACUCCCGUGCUAGUACAACCAACCACUACCAUGUUAGGCACCAAAGAGUAUUAUUUGUAUGCAGUACAUUAAACAAACGCCAAAACGCAAUUUUGCUAGCGAGCCUGAAGGUAACUAUACUAUAUUACAUCGUUUAAGAUGAUUUUAAGCAAUAUUAUCACAUUCACCUCAAUUUAUUCAAAGUAUUUAUAUCAAAUGCUUGUGUCUCGGUCUUUAAAUCAAAAUUAUGAACGAAUAAUUAUAUGGCUUAUGUUGGCUACAUUUUAAUAGAUACAUGUAUGUAGAAUUAUAAUAACAUGACAUUAUUUACCAUA
This is a messenger RNA of Rhopilema esculentum, 13785 nucleotides long. RefSeq lists its product as uncharacterized. The record is from RefSeq and is a predicted model, not a curated record. Lineage: Eukaryota; Metazoa; Cnidaria; Scyphozoa; Rhizostomeae; Rhizostomatidae. Gene Ontology annotation, molecular function: protein binding.